Fusarium graminearum PH-1 is the source of this 2469-nucleotide messenger RNA. RefSeq lists its product as uncharacterized. The coding region runs from base 1 to 2469 and encodes 822 amino acids. The transcript has 3 exons. Lineage: Eukaryota; Fungi; Ascomycota; Sordariomycetes; Hypocreales; Nectriaceae. The record is from RefSeq and is a predicted model, not a curated record.
AUGUCACUCCUUAAAUAUGUUGACCCAGUGGUGGGUUCAGCAGCAGGAGCGAUACUAUUUACGACCCUUACACAAUAUUAUCCAGCACGAAGACUAGAGCUGUGCUCUGAAAUAGUCUGCUGGGCUGUUCUUCCCAUUAUUGUUAAGCAUUUCCCACUAUCUGGUUCGCAUCCGACACUUCCUGUAGGACAUUCAUACGAGCCGAAGAAACAAGACAACAUAACAGAUCAUACAAAAAUAUCUCAGUGGCUGGUCGCUGCUGGUAUUGCCGCAGCUGCGUUUUAUAGGGCGGAGAGUAAUAUUGUUGGAUUUUAUCCUGCUCUAACGCCUCUGUUAAUCGCAGUACACGCAUACUACUCAUCUCACACAAAAUACUCUGAUCCUCAAAUACAACCUCCUCUUAUCAACACAACAUGGGGUGCUGCAUUGACAGCCAUCUCUGCAGUAAUAUCGCUAUCAAAUGGAGAUCUCUUCAGAUCUCUCGUGUCCAUCAUCUUGGUGGUAUCUCUCCUCGUCGUCUAUAGCCUCCUCGCUCCUGGAUACAAAUUUGGAUUGCCAUCUGUAGACAUCAAGACAUGUAUCGAGGGACUAUCCUUUCGAACAGCAUGUCUACUUGUAGUUUGUAUCGCUGCACAGAUACUCAUCCUUGGACCACCUACUAGUGAUAUUAUCACUGUACUACUAUCGGGUUCGUUUAAGGCUAUGGCGUGGUUCUUCACUAUACAGACUGCGAACCAAACAUCGUGGUCCAUAGCUCCAAUCAUCGGAACAUUCGCGAUAGCGUGUACAAGAGAUCCCGCCUCUCAAACUUCUCAACUACAAGCCAUCUCUCACGUUUUGGUCUCGGCUGUUUCCCUCGUUCAGGUCACACAAUUCCUGCCAAAGCAAGCCAAGUGCAAACUGUUAAUAUGGCUAUUCCUAUCGGCAUCUAUCCUUCCCUUUAUAUUUAACGAGUACAUGAUUCACGAAGCCCAAAAUGCAGCAAUCAAUACGUUUAGCGAUACCCAACCUCAUCCUGUCGAAGUCCUUGCUGAGCGAGCGACGGAAAGAUACGAAGCUAUGAUAAAAAAUCAGUCCGCGACGUAUGAAGCUGCUGUGGCAGAGUACAAGCGCCGAUACCACAUCAAUCCUCCACCAGGCUUCGAAGGCUGGUUCCAGUUCGCCCGACGCCACAAUUCCCCAAUCAUCGACGAAUUCGACAUGAUUUCCGACUCUAUAGCCCCCUUUCUGAAGCUCAGUGGAAAGGAAGUCGCCGAAGCUAUGAAUGAGUUAUAUAAAACUCCAGGGAGUGAAGUCUGGUUCUGCGAGUUCGUGGGCAGGACAUCUGAGAUGAAAUGCAAACAUCCCCGUCGCUCUUAUGACAGACACUAUAGCUUCUUGUUUAACAGGCUUCUUUACAACCUUCCCGGUGUUCUUCCAAACGUCAAGCUUCUCAUGAACCAUUUUGACGAGCCAAGGAUGAUGAUUCCGUCAGCAAAGGGCGAUCGACAGAAACGCCUUAAGCUGACGGAUAUGUCGCAACAGCCCACGUGGGACAUUUUGACGAAGUCCUGUCCAGCCACGAAAGAAAAGACCAAUAAAAGGAUACAUGGCCUGCCCUUCGUUCAAGAUCACCUAGCCGAUUCAGACCUAUGUCAACAUCCUGAGUAUAAGAAUCUGCAAGGGGCCUUUGUAAGCCCCCAAACGUUCCCUCUAAUUGAGGGCUUAGUACCAGUUUUAUCAACCGGCGCGUAUUCGACUAUGGGCGAUAUCGUGAUCCCAAGCCCAGCUUAUAUCGAAAAAGAAUUCCAAUACGAUGGUAGUCGCGACAUGCCCUGGUCAGAGAAGAAGGACAAUCUUUACUGGAGAGGUUCAACAACUGGAGGUCACGCACACGACGGUCGGUGGAGAGAUUUCCAACGGCAAAGAUUUGUUGGAAUGGCCCAGAAUCUGGGACAUCAGAAACAUUCUUAUAUACGAAAAGAGGCCGAUUCGAUCAGCACUGCCGAAUCAGGAUUUCUGAAUGGACGAUUCUUCGACGUUGGAUUCACGAGGAUCUUUCAAUGCAACAUCAAGUUUUGCAGGGAUCAAAGCACAUACUUUGACGUCAAAUCCUGGGCAGACAAGGAUAAAGCAUUUGGAUCAAAACUUGCGUUUGAUCUUGACGGGAACGGCAUAAGCGGGCGAUACUACAAGCUCUUGUCGUCAAAUUCUCUCCCAUUGAAACAAACUCUUCUGCGAGAGUGGCAUGACGAGAGGUUGAUGCCGUGGGUGCAUUAUAUCCCUGUUAGCCAAAGCCUCAAAGAGCUACCUGAACUCGUCACCUAUUUAACUUCGACUGAGAGAGGACAGAGGUUAGCUGAAGAUAUUGCAAAUCGAGGUAGGGAGUGGAUGGGUAAAGCUGUGAGGGAGGUUGAUAUGGCGGUGUAUUUAUAUAGGUUAUUACUGGAACUUGGUAGACUUCAGAACCCAGAGCGCGAGGCGUUCUAA